GAGGAAAAUUUUCUCCCUGUCUUGGAUGCCACAAACAAGUGACUCGUGAGUGUGACUCUCGUUUAAUAGUGGAAAAUAGUGCAAAAGUGAUCAAUUAUCGCCGGAAAAUAGUGAAAAAGUGUACCCGAGUGGGUGGGGAACAAUUCAUAACAAUUUUCGCUUCAGCUCGAGUCUGGCCGCACAAUGUCAGCUCAGCAAUUCUCUCUCCGGUGGAAUAACUACACCAACUACAUUACCGGAGCGUUCGAUUCGCUACGCUACGAGGAAGAUCUCGUAGAUGUGACGCUCUGCUGUGAAGGGCGCAAAAUCCGCGCUCACAAAAUCCUCCUAUCGGCAUGCAGUGCGUACUUCAAGGAGAUAUUUAAAGAAAAUCCCUGUCAGCAUCCGGUCAUCAUAUUCAAGAAUGUCAAGUACACCGAUCUCAUGUCGAUCGUGGAGUUCAUGUACCAAGGUGAAGUUAGCGUGGUACAAGAAUCGCUGCCAUCGUUCUUGCAUACGGCCGAGCUACUCUCGAUCCGAGGACUUACGGAUAACAGCGGAGAUACCAGACAGCAGCAGACUCAACAAGCAACAUCUUCACUGGCUCAGCAGAUCAUCCAGACACAAAAUCAAACUCUGCUGGAUAAGGCAACGAUUACGACGGCUGAAUCCGUAUAUCUUACAUUGCCGUCAAAUUCCACCAUCGUCCAUCAACCUGCGAAGCUUCUGCAGGCCCAAAUUCAAACCACUCCACAAAUUCUGAACAAAACCAUAAUCAAAACGACUCCCGCUGAAAUUCCUUCGUUGACAGCCACAGGUGCCACCAUUACCGUCCCAAUCUCCCAACCUCAGCAACAGCAGACCAUUGCCGCCAAGAUCCAUGUUCAACCGCAACAAACGGCAACAGUACAGCAGCAGCAAACUCAACAGGUUCAAGUUCAGCAACAAGUUCAAGUUCAAACCCAACAGCAGCAGCCUCAACAGCAACAGCAGCAAACUCAAGCCACUACUCUGCAGGAGGUAGUCGACAGUGUCGUCAGCCAGCCCAAGAAGAAAAAAAUCAAAGUACAACAAAUCAUAACGUCAACACCGAAUCAAUCUAUAGCAGGCGGAACUACGACAACGGUUGUGACUGCUCAAAUCCCACAAAGUGCAGCCACUCAGGUAGCGGACACGGAAAUCUACGAAACGUCAACGGAAACCUAUCACAUUACUACGGCCAAAUCAGAAGCGGAGGACAACCGGGUACAAGAACAAGAGCAAGUCGAAUCCUACGCAGAAUCGGCGCAAGCAACAGGCGCUUCGUUGAAAAUGGAAAUACCAGAAUACAUCGACUGUGGCGAAGCUAUCAACACAUCCAAUGCGAACAAUACGUCCUAUAUUCAAGAAGAAAGCUACGAAUUGGUCGGUGAAGCCGAACACAUUGAAAAAGAUGUGGACGACGAGGAUAUGAAUCAGGACAACAUCGAAAUGGAAGCCACGGAGAUGGAUAUGAGCCGUAUUUUCCAGGGAGCAUCCGAUGAGACUAAGGCAAAUUUGCUGCAAGUUUCCCACUCAUCCGAGAAUAAGCAACUGCACACCUGUUCCGAGUGUCACCGGCAGUUCUGCUCGAUGAAUGCAAUGAAACGACACAAGCUAGCCAAGCACGGCGAUAACAAGGUCUCAUACAGCUGCGUGAUGUGCAAUGCGACGUUCAAAACGAAAUGGUCCCUAUCGACACACAAGAGCAAGUAUCAUCGUGAUAAGGUAAUGGUUCUCCCGGUAAAGACGGAAGUAUCCGAUAGUACACCUUCUACACCUACCGCAGCCAUAAUCAGCACAACAAACAGUACAACGCCAGGAACCCCGACAGCAACUCCGGUACCGGUUGCGGUGCGUAAACUCGGGCAGACUACGGUUACACCGGCGAGUAUCAGCAGGAAGACUUUUCAAAUAUCCACCAGCGGGAGGAUCACUCCAUGAGGGACGAUAAAUCCGGUAAAUUGUGCUGCAACUUCCAACAAAUCAUCAGAACCGAAGAAGCAAUCACCGGAAGCGAGAAAAUCAAUUAAGACAACUAAGUUAUAAAGUUCAUGAAAUUCGAAUCGUAUGUUACGAUGGCUAGUAGCGCUUUGUACAAAUGCAAAACUGUUUCUUUUUAGUUUUUUUUUUCGUUUGAACAAUGCGAGAAUAGUUAACAGUUUUUUCGCAAUAUCUCAAUUGAAUUUUGUUCAAUUUAAGUUAAAAUCAACUCUUUUACUUUGAAAAUUUAAUUAGGGACGGUAAGUAAAAAAACAGUGUAAGGAAAUGUUCACUGUUGGCUAUUGCAUAUUGCAUUACUAAUUGUGAGAAGAAGCAGAACAUACUUUCAAAUUGUGAAAAAAUCUUAACCGCCAGUAGAACUCAUUGGAUGGAAAAAUCAAAUACUUUUAAGCUGAUGACUGUAGUGAAAUGUUUGUGAAUAAGAAGCCUUUUCAUAUGUGUAA
Ochlerotatus camptorhynchus is the source of this 2444-nucleotide messenger RNA. Its product is annotated as modifier of mdg4-like. The transcript is spliced from 6 exons. Gene Ontology annotation, biological process: regulation of transcription by RNA polymerase II. Gene Ontology annotation, cellular component: nucleus. Gene Ontology annotation, molecular function: protein binding. The coding region runs from base 184 to 1941 and encodes 585 amino acids. NCBI's taxonomy places the organism in Eukaryota, Metazoa, Arthropoda, Insecta, Diptera, Culicidae. The record is from RefSeq and is a predicted model, not a curated record.